Myodes glareolus (Bank vole) is the source of this 3936-nucleotide messenger RNA. RefSeq names its product SPEM family member 3 (gene Spem3). NCBI's taxonomy places the organism in Eukaryota, Metazoa, Chordata, Mammalia, Rodentia, Cricetidae. Gene Ontology annotation, cellular component: cytoplasm. The record is from RefSeq and is a predicted model, not a curated record. Gene Ontology annotation, biological process: flagellated sperm motility; sperm individualization.
UCCCAUUGUGAUCCCAAUCACCUGCUCCAUUAUGAUGUAGGCCUUCUCCCCUCCCCACUAGGGAAGUCGGCUUCCUAGUAUGUAGGGGCCAUGGGGCCCAGGUAGUCCUAGGACCCCAGGUCAUGGGUGAACAAGUCUACCACAGAGCCCAACCAUGCUCUGGCACCAACCUCAGGAGAUGCCAGGAUUUAGGAGAUUCAAUUCUGCUGAUUCUGGGCAGCUUCAUCUUGCUCAACGUGGGAAUCAAUGUGGUGACUCUGCUCUGGAAGCAUCUGAAGAACUCACUGCGCAUUCUUUUCCAUCACUUUUUCCCCAAAGACAAACUACCCGCUGGUCUGAGCAGCCGCACCGUGUACAUGCGCUGCAUCGCGGACUCCAAGAACCUGUACUCGAGGAUGUCUUCCCGAUUUCACCGCCCCGGCUUCCUCCUGGGGCAUCUCAGUCACUUUGACUCCUGGAUACCAGACACAAAUGACGAGAACGUUUCUAGGUGCUGCUGGAUGCCCCCCAAAUGUGGUCAUGGCAGAGCUCCUACAGAGGCUUCGUGGGAACUGUGGAAAGAGGAACUGAUGGGAGCUGGGGAAGCCCCUCAGGCCACAGUCAUGAAGACUCAGGCGUCUUUAUUUUUCAGGCCAGAGGUUUCUCCCCAGAUUCCAAAGAUAUGCCGGCUGAACACGAACAUGGUUCCACCUUCCUCACCCCAGAACAAGACUAAGCCAGAUGACAGUCCACCCCACGCUCUGGCCCAGGCUCUAACCUCUUCCUCAACCAACUCUCAACACCUCCCCUCCACUCAGUCCCAGACUCAGCCUUCAGAACCCACUCAGUUAAGGGCACAGGGCCUUGACUAUAUCUCAGCCCAAACCCCACCAGCCCACGUGCCAGAUUUUACCUCAGCUCCUAUCCCAGCCCUCAGUGAAGGCCCAAUACCAGCCAAGGAUUUACCCCCAACCCCCACCCUGUCCUAUCCCCCAGUCCAGGCCCCAACCCACAGUCAAACCCAUACCUUCGAUCAGGCCCAGUCUCAGAGCCAGCCCGCUCUCACACUCCAGGGGCCAGCCCACAACCCUGAGCAAACCUCAGCCCACACAUCCCCUCAACUCCCAAUCCAGGCUCCUGCACAUACUUCCUUCCAAUCCCAAGGCCACGACCCAGUCCAAAUCCUAGCACACACCUUGACCCACCCCCACGCUGACAAACCUGAGCAAACAUCUCCAGCCUCAGCGCAUGGGCCAUCCCAUUCCCUACUUCCCUCGUGUGCCCACACCCCAGUGCCUAGCCCAACCUCUGCCCCGGCCCCUUGUGGCCGGGCCCCUGUCCCAGCCUGUGCCCCACCUCCUGCUCUAGCACUGUCCAUGACUCUGACAACUACCCACGCCUCUGCUCAAGUCCCUGUCACCACCUCUACCCCUACCCUACCUCCCGUUCCUUCUAGGCUGACUUCCUUUUACCCCCACCUCUCUACUGGCCAUACGGUUUAUGAUGCUCGCCAAGUCAAGCAGAACGUCUCCUGUAAGCACAGCUCCCAAAACUCGAGGUGUCUCAGGAAGAACUUGAACAUCUUCUCCAGGCCCCAAGAAGUGAAGGGUCUGGUAAAUUCUGGCAUUGCUGAACAAGCACAAAAGCAGCCUGGGGAAGACAGUGCUGGGCCUCCCGCCGGCUCUAUACUUGGUUAUGUGGAGUUGGGGAACAUGGAAUGGAAGCUCUCAGAUAAUGCCAAAGAUAAGUUCUCCCAGCCCAAGACCUUCCCUUUCUGCAGCUUUCAUCCUUGCUGUUCUGAGAGCCAAGACAGAGACUCCCAGGCGCCAGUCUACCCCAAGUUCCUGGUCUACACACAGGAUGCCACUCCUUCUAAACCUUGCUUUCAUUCUCCAAGCACUGCUCAGUACAAACUGUCCCCCACCCCGCCAUGUACUCUUGCUCUGCCCCUUGUUUCUCCCAGAACCUUUGUGGUUCCUCAAUUUACCCUACAGAAGCCCUCCAACUUAGCACAAACCCCUACCUUUCUCUCAACCUCCAAGUCUCCUCAGGCUGUCACCUCUGCUCACUUCUCUAUCCCUCCUCAGUUCUCCACUAUUUUUCAAACCUUAGCCCAACCCCUAAACUCUGAGAAUCAAAACUUUAACAAAGACUUUGGCCUUCAAACAACCCCAUCCCUUGUCAACGAUUCUGGAGUUCCCAGGAACCCAAGCCUUACCCAAGAUCCAGGACUCCAGAAGAACCCAAGCCUUACCCAAGUUCUAGGAUUCCAAAAUAACUCAAACCUUGCCCCAAAUCCAGAACACCAGAAGAACCCAGGCCUUGCCUCAAAUCCAGGAAUCCAGAACAACCCAGGUCUUUCCCUAAAUUCAGGACUCCAGAAGAACCCAGACCUUUUCCUAAAUCCAAGAAUCCAGAAGAACCUAGUCUUUGCCCAAAAUGCAGAACACCAGAACCCAGACCUUGCCCCAAAUCCAUGCCUCCACAAGAACUCAGAUUACUACAAACUUCCAGGCUGUGUUCAAGAGUCUUACCUCUGCAUGAAUCCAAGCAUUUCCCAAGACGCUUGCCUUCAAAAGAAUCUAGCUGUCACUCAAGAUUCCGGCCUAAGGAGUUCAGAUGCUGGUGUUCUUAGGAACUUAGAUUUCCUGCAGCCUUCCAACCUCCACAGGAAUAUAAUAUUCAAUCAUACAUCUGGUCAGAGGACUUUGAGCUUUACGCAAGACUCUGUCAUCUACAGGAAUGUUGCAUUAAACCAAGACACUGUAACCAACAAAAAUAAAGGUGUCUCCCUAGUAACCGACCAGAAGAGGCCAGACCCCCUUCAAGAUUCUGGAGGUAACAAUGGUUUAGGAAAUGUACAAUAUCCAGGAGUCUGCAGGAAUGUAAGCCUGAUUCAAGACACUAGACCACAGAAGAUCCCGAGUCAUACCCAAGACCCUGAAAUUGAUAAAAACUCUGGACUUACCCAAGAAUCUAGUUCCCCCAAGAGCCCAGGUCUUGUCCAAACCUCUUGCCUCCAUAAGAGCUCGGGUCUUACACAAGACUCAGGAGACUACAAGAUCCUUACCCAAGAUCCUGGAAUCUACAGAGUCCCAGUUCUAAACCAAGACACUGACUCCCACAACACUCUCGGCCUAAUCAAUGUCACCACAGCAGCAAAACGAUCAGACCUUAACCAAGUUGUUGGCAUCUACAGUUCAGAACACGACCAAGGUACUAACCUUCAGGAGUACCCAGCAAUUGAUCAAGAUUCUGGCUGUCAGCAAGACCCAGUACUUGGCCAAGGCUCUGACUUCAAGACUCCAGGCCUUAUCCAGAAAGCUGGCCUCUGUAAGGACUCAGGCCUUAUCCCAGACUCUGGCCUCAACAAAAAAACAAGCUUUGCUCCAGGUACUGAUUCUGCCCAAGUCUUAGGCCCAUUUCAAACACUAAAACAGACAUCUUCCCUAGUGAAAUCCCUUGUAGAUAAGGUGACUUCUCAGAAGGACAAUACAGAACAGCAUGUGUCCUGCACUUCUGUCCCAGUCAACCAAAGCUCCUGCCCUUCCAAGGACCAAGUGCUCUCCCCUGACCUGAAAACGUUUGCAGAGGUACCUGUCCUGAUUGAGCUACAGCCUCCCUCCCAACAGUUAGACAGCCAAGACUGGGUAUACCACACUGUAGACACAGCUGUUUCGACCUGCCAGAAGUAUCGCCAGAUGUCUGUACCUCCCCAAUUCAGCCGGAAGUCCCAUUGCUCUGGACCAGGCACCAGGACAGGUCAUGUGGUCUUUGAUGCCUGCCAGACAGUAACUAACAGGGAAAAGUGUGAAGCUCUGUCUCCCAGGUGCCCUCGUCCAGAAGUACCCAAAGACUCAGAGGCGACCCAGAAGGAAUGGGGAUAUCAAAAUGUGAUGAGGACCUUGGACAAAGAGGGGGCAAAUAUGCAUCAGAAAUAAAGAGGCAAGAAAAGCA